CUGAGCGCUGUGGAAAAAAAAUGGCCGCUCACGGAAUGAUUCCUGGAACAGAGAACAACAUAAAACACACUAGGAGGAGUGACAGCUGACCUACGGCGAGCCCAUUUAGAGCACAUACCAUCCUCUACCCACAUUUUUAACGGAUGGGUAAAGAGGCUUGUGCAAAGGGCCAUAAGAAACCACAGAGAGUCCGUUUAAGAAAUCGAAGGAAGCGGUCAGCUAGCUAGAAAGCUAACGUUAGUUAACGUUAGCUUGCUAGCUAGCUAGCUGCCUAACCUAGACAAGACAAGCAAGCCUAAAUCAGCACCUAACGCGUUGGUGUUGGUGGGUAGGUGUACAGUACUUGGAAUUUAAACUAGCCGAAAUCGCUUGAUUUAUAUUUCUGCUAGUAUGAGUGGACCCGGACAAGAUAGCGAGCCAGAAGCGAAAGUCCUUCACAUCAAACGCCUGUACAGGGCUGUGGUGGAAUCAGUACACAAGCUGGAUAUUAUCAUUAGUAGCAAGUUAUCCUACAGGGAGGUUUUCAAGCCAGAGAACAUCAGUCUGCGGAACAAGCUGCGCGAGCUAUGCGUGAAGCUCAUGUUCCUGCAUCCUGUCGACUACGGCCGCAAGGCGGAGGAGCUGCUCUGGAGGAAGGUCUACUAUGAAGUCAUCCAGGUCAUCAAAACAAAUAAGAAGCAUAUCCACAGCCGCAGCACUCUGGAAUGUGCCUACAGAACUCACCUCAUCGCAGGGGUGGGCUUCUACCAACACCUCCUGCUCUAUAUUCAGUCCCACUACCAGCUGGAGCUACAAGACUGUAUUGACUGGACGCAUGUCACCGACCCCCUCAUCGGUCGUAAGAAGCCUGUGUCUGCCACACCUAAGGAGAUGGAGUGGGCCCAGAUGGCUUGUCAUCGUUGUCUUGUAUAUCUGGGUGACCUUGCGCGCUACCAGAAUGAGCUGGCGGGCGUGGAGGCAGAACAGUUGUCUGAGCGCUUUUACCACCAGGCCCUGUCCGUCUCACCCCACGUCGGAAUGCCGUUUAAUCAGCUGGGUACGCUAGCCGGAAGUAAAUUUUAUAACGUGGAAGCCACCUACUACUAUCUGCGCUGUAUUCAGUCGGAAGCUCCCUUUGAGGGCGCCUAUGGAAACCUGAAGAGGCUGUUUGACAAAGCAGCCAAGAUGUACCAUCAAGUGAAGAAGCAAGAGAUGAAGAGGCUUUCGCCGUCACGCCAGAGGUCAAAGGACAUUAAGCGACUCCUCGUAAGCUUCAUGUAUCUGCAGAGUUUGCUGCAGCCCAAGAACAGCGUGGUGGAGACGGAGCUGACCUCACUUUGCCAAUCCGUCCUGGAGGACUUCAACCUGGUACUGUUCUACCAGGCUACGCUGAGCCACGGCAGCCAUUCGAUCAGCGAGGAGGACGAUGAACAUGACCUGGUGUGCUCCGUGCUUCCCGACAGCCUCGUCUUCAAGAUGGUGGUCAUCUGCCUUAUGGGAGUGCACAGCCUAAAGAGGGGAGGUUCAAAGCAGUACAGUGCCUCUAUUGCCUUCACACUAGCACUUUUCUCUCACCUGGUGAACCACGUCAAUAUCCGGCUGCAGGCCGAACUGGAGGAAGGAGAAAGCGAGGUCCCACCAUUACGACCUGACAACGUCGAUGAUGCUGAUGCCAGGGAGCAGGCUGGCAUGGUGCCCACAGAGGAGAGGCCACUCCAGAAUGGCUCAUUAGAGGAGGAAGAGGAGGAAGAGGAGGCAAAGGGCGAGGGCAGGGGUCUGACGGUGAAGAGCGGCUCACAGAAGCAGAGCGGAGAGGAGAAGGCCAAGCAGAAGAGGAAAUAUUCACGCCUGUCCAUGCUUCGCCGCCGACGUUGCGCCCGUGAGGAGGAUGAAAGCGACCUGAGUGAGGGCUUCGAAAGCGACGAGGAGGAGGACGAAGAGCGCGGCAGGCCUGCCGAUGGCACAGGGAUCACCCGGGCUCCAGCAAACAACCCGUCGAAGGAGGGCCAGACAGAGGUCGGAGGCCUGGUUGGAGAGGGUGUGUGGGAGAGCGGAUCCGAGGAGGAGGAGGAGGAGGAGGAGGAGGAGGAGGAGGGUGGCACGGCCUUCGACGUUGAGACCGACUCAGACAUGAACAGCCAGGAGUCGCGCUCGGACCUGGAGGACAUGGAGGAUGCAGGCAGCCCGGGCCAGGAGCCACAGCAUGACGAGGAAGAGGAGGAGCAGCAACCCCGGCCGGCCGGUGAUGAAGACUCCACGCCGCUAGCCAUCAAUGGCCCUCUGUUGCCUAGUGAUGCGAGCAUCAGCAGUAACCUGCAGGCUAUGUCUUCACAGCUCUUCCAGGCCAAGCGCUGCUUUCGUCUUGCCCCCACCUUCAGCAAUGUCCUGCUUAGACCCCCAAAUGCCUCUAACCCCACCCCUGAUUUGGAUCCCGCACCCUCAAAAGAAGCCACGCCUCCACCUGGGGAUACGCCCAACAAUGCAGCCCCAGAAAUUGCUAAUGGAACCAGUGAAAAUGAUGUUGAGUCUGAUACGGAGGGCAGUGAGCACAGCAACCAGUCAUUUCACAGUGAGAAAACACUGUCAGAGAGACUCGAGAUUUUGACCAACCAGGGUCUCAUUCAGGUUGUGAAGGUAUUCGUCGACUGGUUGAGGACAAAUACAGACAUCAUCCUUAUGUGUGCACAGAGUUCCCAGAGCUUGUGGAAUCGUCUUUCCGUGCUGCUAAACUUACUGCCUGAUGGAAGCAAGAUGUUGGAAGCAGAGCUCGGGCUCCGUAAGGAGGUACAUGAGCUGCUGAGCACCAGUGAGCUGCCUGACCUGGUGCAGACGGUACUACUGCCCGAGGACCAGGCCCUGCGCCAUCUUCCUGCCCUAAGCCUGGCCCACCGCCGCUUGGACUUCACUAGCCCACGGCCCAGCCUGAGCCCCCUGCAGGAGUGUGUGGUGCGCUUGUGCUGCAUCCGCAGCUUUGGCCACUUCCUCACUGGUCUCCAAGGCAACGUGUUGCACUUCAAUCCUGAGGCGGGCAUCUUCACCAGCAUAAGCCAAUCCGAACAAGAAAACCUGGUUCAACAGGCGAAGGCCCAGUUCCGCAUGGCUGAGGAGGAGGCACGCAGGAACAGACUCAUGAGGGACAUGGCACAGCUGCGCCUGCAGUUGGAGGUAUCCCAGCUGGAGGGCAGUCUGCAGCAGCCCAAAGCACAGUCGUCCAUGUCACCGUACCUGGUCCCUGACGCGGCCGCUCUGUGUCAGCACCUGAGCCUGCUCCGGCAGCUGGCUGCCUGUGGCUGCUUCAUCAUCAUCAUCCCCCGCACAGUCAUUGACGGACUUGAUUGUCUGAAGAAAGAAAAUCCAGGCGCACGAGACAGCAUUCGUUUCCUUGAAUCGGAGUUUCGGAAGGGGAAUCGAUAUAUCCGCUGCCAGAAAGAGUCCGGCCGGAGCUUUGAGAGGGACAAGCUGAAAAGACAGGACAUCGAAGCCUGGCACCUCUACAAGAUGGUGGACAGCUGCCGCCAGCUGACAGGCUCUCAGGCCAGCGGUGACGAGGACACAGCCGGAAUGGUGACCGUCCUGACAGGCCACACGGUAGAGGAGCUGGCUGAACGUUCUGUCCCAAUGAAGUCGGCCGUCCAGGCUGUAGCAGCGGCGGGCAUGGAACUACAGAACAUCGUAGAGUUCUACCGGCAGUGGAAGGAGAUGGGCUGAGAGAGCCCAAGGGAGCGGGGACCGGCCCGGCGUUCAGCUGAACACACAUUCACUCCCUCUUUCUUUUUCUUUCUUUCUUUUUCUCUCUCUCUCUCUCUCUCUCUCUCCCCCAUUCUACUGCUCUGUCUGUAUCAGCGUCUCUGGGGUUAUAAAGAAAAAAACCAAAUCAAAAUGUUCCAGGUUGGAGAGAUGAAAAGAUGGCGGGUGCGCUGGCAUUUGGAGUAAGAAGUCUGAAGCUUUAGGGGCUUAACCCGGAAAGCAGCAGCACCUUGGCCCCAGCAUGGGAAAGGAACUCCCACGAGGGUUGGAGUAACAUAGGGAGAUGAAACACUGUCUAAGUGUGUCUGGUUUUAUUACAACCAGCUAUAUAAUGAUGAACUUGAGCAUAUAUGUGUUGAGAGAGAGAAAUACACGCAUAUACCAUGUGCAUUCAUACACACGAAGACAAACCAAUAAGUAUAUUAAACAGGGUUUUGACCUUUUCUUUUCCUCCUUUUCCUGUGUUCUUGUUCAGGGGGAACUGUGUCUGUGUCUAAUUGGUAGGGUGGCAGUAAAGGUGGUACAAUAAGGAACCACAGCAAGGAAAUUCACCCCUGGCAAGAAAGGCAAGUCCGUCGAGCAUACAAUCCUGUGGAAAUCCACAGGGCUGGUAACUUCUAGGUUCAGGAAAGCUUUGGAUCAUUGGAUGUACACAUUUUGGCUAGUUUUCUAUGUGGCUUUUUUGUUCUGUUUGGGUAUUUUCUUGGGGGGGUGGGUUUGUUUUGUUGUUUUUUUUUUUUUUGUCCUGCUGUGUUUGGUGAUUUGCUGUAUUGUGUUUGUUUAUGAAGAGGAUGGAUUAUGUAAAACCAGAUGGUCAGUUUUAUUUGAUUUUAUUUUUGUAUGCUGUACUUGUAGUAUUGCUUUUGUAUGCUGUGCUGUUCUCCCGGGGGAAUAUUUGGAUGGGCUGCCAUGCCUCGUGGAAGUCCAGAAGAGAUUCAGAUCAACUUCCAUCUCAUACUUUAUUAGCUGUUAACGUUGGGUUACAGUGCGGAGGCAGAGUUGGACCAGACGGCUGGACCUUCUCAACUCCAACCUUUAAUGCUAAUGUGUGAAAGUAGUUCUAUUAAAGUCAAAACAAACUUGUUUCCCCAUUUAUCAUCAGUUCCCCAUCGUAGUUGUCCCAUACUGCACAGUGCAAAGGAAACCAAUUUGUGUGUGAGGCCAUGCAUUAAACAGUAAAAAAACAAAAACA
This is a messenger RNA of Electrophorus electricus (electric eel), 4918 nucleotides long. RefSeq names its product SMG5 nonsense mediated mRNA decay factor (gene smg5). Gene Ontology annotation, biological process: nuclear-transcribed mRNA catabolic process, nonsense-mediated decay. The record is from RefSeq and is a predicted model, not a curated record. Gene Ontology annotation, cellular component: telomerase holoenzyme complex. Lineage: Eukaryota; Metazoa; Chordata; Actinopteri; Gymnotiformes; Gymnotidae. Gene Ontology annotation, molecular function: protein binding; telomerase RNA binding; telomeric repeat DNA binding.